AUGGAAGCUGCGCAGGCAGGCGGAGCGGGAGCGGCGGCGGCGGCCCGGCUCGGCCAGGGGGAGCGGCCGGGCGCAGCAGGGGCAGCAGGAGCCGCCGCGGGGCAGCAGCAGCAUCGUCGUCGUCGGCGGCGCGGGGCGGCGGCGGUGGGCGGCGGCGGCUCUCCGCCGGAGGCCGACGGGGCUCCUGCAGCGGCGGCGGCGGCGGGCGGCGCCAACUCCCUCGUGUUGCGGCGGGGCCGGCUGAAGAGGAACCUGUCGGCCUGCUCCUCGUCGUCGUCCCCCGCGGCCGGCGGCACCCGCAGCCUGGACCGGCGAGGGCUGCCGGCCCUGCUCCCCCCCCCGGCGGCGGCGGCGGCGGCGGGGUCGCGGCAGCUGCAGCCCCUGCAGGCGCCCGAGCGGGACUGGGUGCGGCGGGACGUCCAGCGCGGCUGCCUCCAUGUCUGCUGCUGCCGCCGCCGCCGCCGCCCCCCCCCGCAGCCCCAGGGGGGCGCGCGGGCGUGCUGGCUGCGGCCGGUGCUGUGCACCCGCGAGACCCCCGCCGCCCAGCUGGCCGCCCGCCUCCCGCAGCUCGCCUCCCGCGGAGGGGCGGUGCGGCUGCCGGGCCAGGCACAGGCGGCGGCGGCGGCGGGAGAGGCGCGCUUCCCUCCCGGCGACGAGGACGACGAGGACGAGGAGGGGACGGAAGGAGAGCAGGAGGAGGAGCCCCGCCGCCCCCCGCCCGGCGGGGACGCCUCGACGCCGCCCGCCGGCCAGCUGUACCUGUGGGGCCCGCCGCGCUCCUGCCCCUCGCUGCCGCUGCUGCUGCUGGGCGCCUCCGAGCCCGAGAGCGGCUGCAGCCCCCCCGCCGCCCCCCGGCGCCGCCGCCGCCCCCCCCGCGCCGCCUCGUCUUCCUCGGAGGAGCUGGACGCCGACCCCGCGGAGGGGCAGGGGGGCGCGGGCAGCGGCCGGAGCCCGCGGCCCCCCCGGGAGCCCCCCGGCCCCCGGGGCCAGCCCUGCCCCGCCGCGCCCCCCCUCCUCUACGUGCAGCUGCCCGGCGAGCCGCCCCGCCGGCUGGAGCCGCACGAGAAGCCGCUGCAGAUCCAGCACGACUACCUCGCGCAGCUGGGCUUCCGCGGCCUGUGGCGGGUGCAGGAGGAGGGCCUGCACGCCCACACCGGCCGCCUCGUCCGCUUCUAUGCAGGAAAGCCCCACAGCAUUGGCAACUCCGAACGAAUUCAGCUCUCAGGAAUGUACAAUGUUCGAAAAGGGAAAAUGCAUUUGCCAGUCAACAGAUGGACAAGACGCCAAGUCAUCCUUUGUGGGACGUGCCUGAUUGUCUCCUCGGUGAAAGAGAGCCAGACUGGAAAGAUGCAUGUGCUCCCCUUAAUCGGUGGAAAGGUUGAAGAAGUUAAAAAGCACCAGCACUGUUUAGCGUUUAGCUCUUCUGGACCUCAGAGCCAGAGUUAUUACAUCUGUUUUGACACCUUCACUGAGUAUCUCCGGUGGCUCCGGCAGGCUUCAAAGAUCGCAUCACAGCGAAUAAGCUCAGUGGAUCUCUCGUGCUGCAGCCUGGAAAAUCUGCCUGCCAACCUGUUCUAUAGCCAGGACCUCACGCAUCUCAAUCUGAAGCAAAACUUCCUGAGGUUGAAUCCUGGUUCGUCAAAGAUCAGAGGUCUUAGUGAGCUACAGAGGUUCAGCAAGCUGAAGAGCCUUAACCUUUCUAACAAUCACUUGGGAGACUUUCCUCUGGCAGUGUGCAGUAUUCCAACCCUGUCUGAGCUCAACGUCUCCUGCAACGCACUCCGCAGUAUUCCAGCAGCCGUUGGUGAUAUGAACAAUUUGCAGACCUUCUUGCUGGAUGGGAAUUUCCUCCAGAGCCUUCCUGCUGAGUUGGAGAGGGUGCCUCAGCUCAGCUAUCUGGGUCUUUCUUUCAAUGAGUUCUGUAACAUUCCAGAAGUCCUGGAGAAGCUGUCUGCUGUGGAGAAGCUCUGUAUGUCUGGAAAUUGCAUAGAGGCACUCAAUUUGCAGACACUAAGGAGAAUGCCACACAUUAAACAUAUAGAUUUAAGGCUAAACGUAAUCAGAAGGUUGGUGUCAGAUGAUGCUGACUUCCUGCAUCACGUGACCCAGCUUGACCUUCGGGACAACAAACUAGGUGACCUCGAUGCCACCAUCUUCAAUAACAUUGAAAUACUUCACUGUGAAAGAAAUCAGCUGGUAACACUCAAAAUCAGCGGAUACUUGCUGAAAGCUCUCUACGCCACUUCAAAUGAACUUGUUCACCUUGAUGUGUAUCCAGUCCCAAACUAUCUAACUUAUAUGGAUAUUUCUAGAAACCACCUUGAGAGCCUUCCUGAGUGGGUUUGCGAUAGCAGGAAGUUAGAAGUCCUUGAUAUCGGCCACAAUCAGAUCCGUGAGCUGCCAGCCCGGUUAUUUUGCAAUAUCAGCCUGCGGAAGUUGCUUGCGGGACAUAAUCAGUUAGCAAGACUACCAGAAAGGAUUGAACGGACGCAUGUGGAGGUCCUCGAUGUGCAACACAACCUGCUGAUGGAGCUGCCGUCAAAUCUACUGCUGAAAGCUGACAGCUUGAGGUACCUGAACGCUUCUGCCAACAAACUGGAAAUGCUGCCUCCAGCCACUCUUUCAGAAGAGACCCGCAGCAUUUUGCAGGAACUGUAUUUGACCAACAAUCACCUCACAGAUAAAUGCGUGCCCUUGUUAACGGGCCACCCACACCUAAAGAUCCUGCACAUGGCAUACAAUCGCCUACAGAGCUUUCCUGCAAGUAAAAUGGCCAAACUUGAAGAACUGGAAGAAAUUGAUGUUAGCGGAAAUAAGCUGAAAUCCAUCCCCACAACCAUUAUGAACUGCCAACGCAUGCAUACAGUGAUUGCGCACUCCAAUUGCAUUGAAGUCUUUCCAGAAGUCAUGCAACUUGCUGAAAUCAAGUGUGUGGACCUGAGCUGUAAUGAGCUGACUGAAGUCACGUUACCCGAAAACUUGCCUCUGAAGCUGCAGGAACUAGACCUGACUGGAAACCCCAGACUCAUCCUGGAUCACAAGACCCUGGAGCUCUUGAACAACAUCCGUUGUUUCAAGAUUGACCAGCCGUCGGCCGGGGAUGCGUCUGGAGCCCCAGCGGUGUGGAGCCACGGAUUUACUGAGGCUUCGGGGGUGAAGAACAAGCUCUGUGUGGCAGCUCUUUCUGCCAACAACUUCUGUGAGAACAGGGAGGCUCUCUACGGAGUCUUCGAUGGAGACCGCAACGUGGAGGUCCCGUACCUUCUGCAGUGCACCAUGAGUGACGUCUUGGCAGAGGAGCUUCAGAAAACAAAGAAUGAAGAGGAGUACAUGACCAACACCUUCGUUGUCAUGCAGAGGAAACUUGGAACUGCAGGACAGAAGCUUGGCGGCUCUGCUGUCCUUUGCCAUAUAAAGCACGAUCCGAUAGACCCGGGUGGAUGCUUCACCUUAACCUCUGCUAAUGUGGGGAAGUGCCAGUCUGUUCUCUGCCGGAACGGGAAACCUCUGCCUUUGUCCAGGUCUUACACAAUGAACUGUGAAGAGGAGCUAAAGAGGAUCAAGCAGCAUAAGGCCAUUAUCACAGAGGACGGGAAAGUGAACGGUGUGACAGACUCCACAAGGAUUUUGGGAUACGCCUUCCUUCACCCAAGCGUGGUUCCUCGUCCUCACGUGCAGUCGAUCACUUUGACUCCUCAGGACGAGUUCUUCAUCCUGGGCAGCAAAGGCCUGUGGGACAGCCUUUCCGUCGACGAAGCGGUGGAAGCCGUCCGGAACGUGCCCGACGCUCUGGGAGCUGCCAAGAAACUCUGCACGUUGGCUCAGAGCUAUGGCUGCAACGAUAGCCUCAGCGCUGUGGUGGUUCAGCUCAACGUAACCGAGGACAGCUUCUGCUGCUGCGAGCUCAACGGGGUCCCUCCUCCCAGUCCAGGUAUCUUCCCCCAGUCGGUCAAUGUCGUCAUUAAAGAUAAGCCUUCCGACGGUUUGGGGAUGCCGUCCUCUAGCAGCGGGAUGGCCUCCGAGAUCAGCAGCGAGAUCUCGACCUCUGAAAUGAGCAGCGAGGUGGGGUCCACGGCCUCUGACGAGCCCCCUCAGGUAACUUUGAACGAAAACAGCCCAGCCUACCCCAGUGAACAGCGUUGUAUGCUCCACCCAGUCUGCCUCUCAAACUCUUUCCAAAGGCAGCUGUCCAGCGCGACCUUUUCCAGCGCUUUUUCAGACAAUGGCCUUGACAGCGACGACGAGGAGCCGAUCGAAGGUGUCUUUUCCAAUGGCAGCCGAGUGGAAGUGGAAGUGGACAUCCACUGCAGCCGAGCCAAGGAGAAGCAGCUGCAGGUGCCGGUGGAAGCCAGUGACGAAGGCAUUGUCAUUAGCGCCAAUGAAGACGAGACGUGCCUCCUCAGGAAGGCCGAUCUUUCCGCCCUGGGGACCAUCGGGCGCCGCCGAGGCAACGGCUCUGUGGCUCCUCAGGAGAAGAGCCACAACCUCAUUGAAAUAGCAGCUGAUGCGCCCCUCAGGAAAACGGGGGGUUACUUUGCUGCCCCAGCUCAACCAGAUCCAGAUGAUCAGUUUAUCAUCCCUCCUGAGCUCGAGGAGGAGGUCAAGGAAAUAAUGAAACAACACCACGAGCAGCAGCAACAACAGCAGCAGCAACAACAACAACAGCAACAACAACAGCGGCAAUACCAGAUCGACCAGCUGCCAGAUUAUUACGAUACACCUCUAUGA
Messenger RNA from Euleptes europaea (tarantolino), 4728 nucleotides. RefSeq names its product PH domain and leucine rich repeat protein phosphatase 1 (gene PHLPP1). Lineage: Eukaryota; Metazoa; Chordata; Lepidosauria; Squamata; Sphaerodactylidae. Gene Ontology annotation, molecular function: protein binding. The transcript is spliced from 18 exons. The coding region runs from base 1 to 4728 and encodes 1575 amino acids. The record is from RefSeq and is a predicted model, not a curated record.